Molecule: messenger RNA, 3271 nt
Organism: Sphaeramia orbicularis (orbiculate cardinalfish)
Lineage: Eukaryota; Metazoa; Chordata; Actinopteri; Kurtiformes; Apogonidae
Product: Fc receptor-like protein 5
Exons: 11
Coding region: 956-2404 (482 amino acids)
Biological process (GO): cell surface receptor signaling pathway; immune response
Cellular component (GO): external side of plasma membrane
Molecular function (GO): transmembrane signaling receptor activity
Source: RefSeq, a predicted model, not a curated record
CUCACUUCUUAAAAACAGAAUCUGAGGAGCCUUAAAUAUAUGCAACUAAUGUUUUAUGUUAAUAUUAAUCCAUCUGUGAAUGGAUCAUAACAAAUGGAAUGGGAAUUAUUUAUUACUCCUGAACAAGAGUCAAACAAAUACCCACUUAAAUAGUUAAAACAUGUGACUAUCCACUGUAGUUAAAACCACACAUCAAUGAUUAGAAAUUCACUUUAAAGGUUAACAUUGUUCUUAAAUAUAAAUAUUCACAAAGCUCUUUAAAAAUGGAAAAUAUAAUGCAUUUACUUGUAAAAUGUAACUGUAGUGCUCCACUAUACUCAGAGAAUAUUUUUGUAUCUUCAUUGUUCUUCUACCAAUAAAAAGAUUUAUAUCUACAGCUAACAAAAACACUUGAUCAUACAGCUGUGAUUUUAAUUUAAGUUUGAACAACUGUCCACUGUAAUGAAAAUAUAUAAAUUAAGAAAUUACAAGCAAUAUACAAAAAUGUUAAAAGCAAAAAAGGAAAAAUGCUGAUAAAUUAACAGUUUUUUUUUUUCUGUUUAAUUUUUGUGAUAAUUUUUUUUCUAACAAACUCAUUAUGAUAGAUUCAGUCUCUAGAUACUUCCCAUGUGAUACAUGUUGUAAAUCUAUGCUUUCAAAGUCAUUUCCCAACUCUGACUGUUUUUUCCUUUCACAUUCUCAUAAAAACUUCAACCAAAUAUGGUCCCUCGCAUGUUAUCUAUGAGCAACACAUGUUAUAACUCUCCUCGCCUUCACACACACACAGACACACACACAGACACACAGACACACACAACCAUGUCAAAGAUAAACACAGAACUCUUAUGAGGAAUCUACACACUCUUCAUUUGUGGCCAAUUUUGGCCUGGUGUUGAUUUUUUUUUCAGCUCUGGCACAUUUGAUCUUCAUAAUAAGUGGAUCCACGUCUCUUCGUCCGGUGUUGACAGGUUCAACCAUGGCCUACCUCAACUCGAGGGUGGCCUUCACCUGUGUUGCGCCUAAAGCUGUUCCUCCAGUCACCUACGAGCUGAGGAGGGACAACAUCGUCGCCACAGGCACCGAUCACCAAGGAGGCCAACCUGUGCCGUUCUUCCUGAAGGUGUCUGCCACAUCGGAGGGGUUGUAUUACUGCACAGCGAAGACAAAAGGAAGCUCAGGGGACAGUAACAGUAUCACGCUAACUGUAGUCAUUCCACCAUCUGGAACCACAGUGACCUCUGACCCCUUCCCCCCAGUCGCAUAUAGAGGUUCAUCCCUCAUCCUGAGCUGUAACGUUACAAAGGGUUCCCACCUUUCCUACUCAUGGUUUUUCAAAAGAACAGAAGUUAAAUCCUCCUCCUCGCCCUUUUUUCGCACCACUGGGAACAAGUUAGUGAUUGAGAAGGCGAGUCCAGAACAUGCUGGACCAUAUUCAUGCAUGGCCUGGUCCGCCGUGCAGGACAUCAAAAGGUUCUCCAGCAGCUCAGAGGUCCCAGUGACAGUGAAAGAACAUGUUUCCAAACCCAGGAUCUCCUUCUCCAUCUCCAAAGAGGAAGAUGGUUACCAUGGCAACGUGACCUGCUGGUCAUCAAGAGGGAGUCCUCCGGUCCAGUUCUCUCUUUCAUUAGACAAUAAAGAAGUCGGGUCUGUCACAGCAUCUGAUUCGCUUGUAGCUCAGUUUCAUGUCGCCAUGGUACCAGGGCAGGUCAUGGGUGUGGCCCGAUGUAGGGUCAAAACCGAGGUGCAGGAGCUGAUGAGUGACCCUCUGACCGUAGAAGUGGUCCCAGUUGGAGGUGAUGUCAAAGUGGAUGUAGAGUAUUUCUACACAGCUGACUCCAAAGUGGCUGCAGUCAGACUGAGAUGUCACAUCAGCAGGGGCACUUUCCCUUAUGUGUCCUGGCUCUUCAAUGACUCCGUCCUGUCCUCCGUGACAAAUGUGGACUCUCACACUCAUCCUGUUGAGCCUCACUAUGCCUUUGCCGACCACAGACGAAUCCUCAUUUUGGCCCGCCUCGGCCCAGAGGAGUCUGGGUAUUACCGCUGCAAGGCCAGGGACAGCUACGAUGAGGCUGGUCUGUGGAUGGAGAGUGAAGACGUGUUGGUCCGAGUCAGAGACAGGAUCCCCAACUUCCUGCCUCAAGCACCUCCCAACACCCCCCACUGCAACACCAACACAAAGCUGUUCAUGUCCACUAUAGAGGGCAUCAGCAUCACCUUCUGCUUCUUCCUUCUUCUGAUUCUGAUGGUGAGCGGAGCAAUAGUUUACAGGAUGUUUGACCACAAACAAGUUGAUUCCCAUGUUUCCAUAACAAAUUCUGUGGUACCUCCUCUGUCUGCUAAUACGUCCCGAUCGAGAGCCAAGCCACCGGAUCUGUCCUCUACAGACAGUAGUAUCCACAACCAGACCAUUGAAGUCACACUGUGAUAUAGGAGGAACAAACUGAUCACCUCUUUAAAGUGGUUUUCAUUCAUCUGUUCAAAGUUAAUUCUGCAGUUUAUCUGUAUUAUAGACAGUAUAUGUACAUUCACUGAAAGUCAAAUGGGAAAUAUGUGUGAAGUUAAAAUAUAUGGAUACAUGUGCACACUAUUUAUUAAAGUAAUGUAUUGGAAAUUGAAAUAAAGUCAUAUAUUGACAAAGAUAUUUAGGUCAUAUAAUAUCUAUUUGUAAUAUGCAGUACUGCACAAACGUCUAAAGCUGCCUUAAUAUUUUUGUAGGGUUAUGAUAAUGACUGUGCCUUUAUUUCUUGCAAGAAAUAUGCAGGAAAAUAUGUGCACAGUAUUGAAACAAACACACAAAUCAAAACUAAACAGCGUCUGCAGGUUAAGUCAGUAUUUCGUUUGAACUUCACUUGGAUUCAGUAAAUCUUCAACUUUCGCCAUAUUUUUUUCUGAAAUGGACGACCAUGUGUCUGCAUUUGUAAGUGUUGUCAGUAAUAUAUGCGCAACUGCAUAGUGUACAGUCAAUAUGUAAACAGUGAUAGAAACAAAAAGCAUUUCAGAUACAAUGUGUUCAAUACUGUCCACAUAUUUCCUGCACACAUACACACACACAUUUUAUAUAUAUAUGUGUGCGUGCGUGCGUGUGUGCGUGUGUGUGUGUGUGUGUGUGUGCGUGUGUGUGUCAACAUCUCUCUUGAUAUACAGUAGGGUAUAUAAUGUGUUAUGUAUUAUUCUGUAUUAUUCCAAAUCACCUGCACUAAACUGUGUAUAAAAAAGAGUUAGAUUAUAUUUUUCAGCAACAAAGAACAUAGAAUGUUGAUUUCCAUUUUUUUCCAAAUAAAAUAUGAACUUU